This is a messenger RNA of Sebastes umbrosus (honeycomb rockfish), 554 nucleotides long. RefSeq names its product hemoglobin embryonic subunit alpha-like. Gene Ontology annotation, biological process: oxygen transport; hydrogen peroxide catabolic process. The record is from RefSeq and is a predicted model, not a curated record. The transcript is spliced from 3 exons. Bases 45 to 479 code for a protein of 144 amino acids. Gene Ontology annotation, molecular function: iron ion binding; haptoglobin binding; peroxidase activity. Gene Ontology annotation, cellular component: hemoglobin complex; blood microparticle; haptoglobin-hemoglobin complex. Lineage: Eukaryota; Metazoa; Chordata; Actinopteri; Perciformes; Sebastidae.
UUGGGCUCAUCACAGCAUUCAGCUACACUCAUUCAACCGACAAGAUGACCAGUCUCACUGCUAGGGAUAAGAACACAGUCAGAGCCUUCUGGGGUAAGGUCUCUGGAAAGGCGGAGGACAUCGGCACCCAAGCUGUGGCCAGGAUGCUGGUGGUGUACCCGCAGACCAAGACUUACUUCGCCCACUGGAAGGACCAGAGCCCCACCUCUCCCUCUGCGAAGAAGCACGGAAUAACCGUGAUGGGUGGAGUUGCAGAUGCUGUGACCAAAAUUGACGACCUGAAAGGAGGUCUUCUGAACCUCAGUGAGCUGCAUGCCUUCACUCUGCGUGUGGACCCUGCCAACUUCAAGAUUAUCUCCCACUGCAUCCUUGUGGUCAUGGCCAUCAUGUUCCCCACCGAUUUCACCCCUGAGGUCCACAUGUCUCUGGACAAGUUCCUGGCUGCUCUGGCUCUGGCCCUGGCUGAGAAGUACCGAUAAACAGCAGGAGAAGAUGGUGGAGACUGCAGCAUGUGCUCGCUCUGCAUAUAAUAAAUAAAAAUUAAUGAAAAAAAA